UUAAUUUAUUAACAUCCCUAACAUUAAUCGUGUAGCUUGUGAGUUGACAAAAAUUUUUGUAGAAGCAAUUUUCGCAAAUUGAGCAAUCAAAAAGGAACUUCACACAAUGAGCGAAGGAGCAGGCAAUUGGUGUCUUAUAGAAAGUGAUCCAGGCGUAUUCACAGAGCUGAUACGCGAAUUUGGCUGCGAUGGCGCACAAGUGGAAGAAAUCUGGAGCUUGGACAGUGAAUCAUUCAAAGACUUAGAACCUAUACAUGGUCUGAUAUUUUUGUUCAAAUGGGUGCAGGAAGACGAGCCCGCUGGGAAAGUUGUCCUGGAUCGGGAUCACAUAUUCUUUGCCAAGCAAGUGAUUAACAAUGCCUGUGCAACGCAAGCCAUACUUAGCUUGCUAUUAAACCUCAAUCAUGAGGAUAUUAAACUGGGCGAAACACUAACCAAUUUCAAGGAGUUCUGCCAGGGCUUCGAUCCCUACAACAAGGGACUCACACUGAGCAAUGCCUCCCAGAUACGCACGGUGCACAAUUCAUUUGCCCGUCAAACGCUCUUUGAGCUGGAUAUGAAGAAUCAAAACAAGGAUGAGGAUGUCUAUCACUUUGUUGGCUAUAUGCCCAUUGCCGGGCGUCUAUAUGAGCUGGACGGUCUGCGCGAGGGACCCAUCGACUUGGGCGAGAUCAAGCCAGAUCAAAAUUGGAUUGAUGUGGUGCGACCGAUCAUUGAGAAGCGCAUGCAGCGUUACAGCGAUGGUGAGAUACAUUUCAAUCUAAUGGCACUAAUCUCCGACAGACAGCGAAUCUAUGAGAAACAAAUCGAAAAACUUCUCAAUCCGGCUGCCGAUGCCAUGGACACUGCAGAUGAUCGUCAGACUGAAAUCAAUAGCUUACGCUCGUACAUACAGUACGAAAUUGAGAAGAAAAAACGAUACAAGAUAGAGAACGUGCGACGCAAACACAACUAUUUGCCGUUUAUUGUGGAGCUUUUAAAAAUGCUGGGUGAGACUGGACAAUUGUUGCCCAUUUAUGAAAAGGCCAAGCAGCGGGCGCUAGAGCGCGAGCAGAAAAUGAGCAAAAAAGAAACAAAUUAAUAGAUGUUUACCAACACUCUCUUUAAGAGCAAUUCAAAAUUGCGCGCGCUAGUUGGAAAAAAUAUACACAACAUAUUCUUAUUGAUAUAUUUAAGUAAGAAAUCUUUUUUGUUAGGGCGUCGCGUGUGUGUGUUAGUUAAGCCACCCAUAUUAACUGCCUUGUAUCGUA
Molecule: messenger RNA, 1250 nt
Organism: Drosophila navojoa
Lineage: Eukaryota; Metazoa; Arthropoda; Insecta; Diptera; Drosophilidae
Gene: Uch-L5
Product: ubiquitin carboxy-terminal hydrolase L5
Biological process (GO): ubiquitin-dependent protein catabolic process; protein deubiquitination
Cellular component (GO): cytoplasm
Molecular function (GO): cysteine-type deubiquitinase activity
Source: RefSeq, a predicted model, not a curated record